UUUAAUUCUUUCACUUAAUAAAAUAUUUAUGAUGCAACAAUCCCAAACAAUUUUAAACUAUUUAAAUGGAAAUUAUCUGCUAACAAGUAGUACUGAAAACCAGAUUGUUACUUUGGAAUUCGAUUCACAAUAUUAUAAUCCUUGCUUUUACUUUUUACAUUACUAAUUAUUUAAUCAUAUUAACAGUACAAGGUAAUAAUUAUAUAUUAUAUUAAUUAUAGACCUCUCCUUAUUAUUGAUUUAGAAUACAAUUUUAGAUCAUUAUGGAGAAAUAUCUAUCCUUCAGUUGAAUUUUAAGAGAAAAAUGGAUUUAAGAAAUAUGUGAAUAAUAUUUAUUUGAUUACUAAAGAAGAUUCGUUGAGUAAUGUUUUAAAACAAAUUGUGGAAGAUAAUAUGAAAAGCAUUGAAAUUUUGAUAUCAGGAUUAGAAUUAGCUGAAUAAUCAAUUUAUAAUAUGAUAAAAGAAAUCUUUAAAUAACCUUUUAGAUCUUAAAUAAGUUUAUUGAUUGCUAAAGAUUUUAAACACAAAGAUUUAAAAACUAUUUUAAAUAUUACAAAUUGUAGAAUGAUAAUUGAAUAAUUAAUGGAAAGUGAUGAGAAAGUAUAAAAGAAUGAGAAAGAAUAUAAAAUUUAUAAUAUGUUGGUUACAAUGGUAUUAAAAAAAUCUAAUGGACAUUCUUUUCUUAAAAAUUAUAUAAUUGAUGGUAAAGAAUUACUAAAAAAUAAAUUAAAAAUUAAUAAGAUAAAAAAAGAAGUUCAAAAAGAUGACAAAUUAGAUGUAACUAAAAAAAUUGGUGUUACAUUCAAUUUAAAUUUGAGUUAAGAAUAGAAAUUAAUGAAGAAUGAGAUUGAUAAUUAAAUAAAUCCUUACAAAGACAUUAUUUCUAAAGAAAAUGCUCCAUUGAUUUAUCAAAAUGAAGGAGAUGAAAAACGAAUUAUUUUAGAUGAUGAAUAAGAAGAUUUUGAGGAAGUAGAAGAAUAUGAAGGAUGAG
Messenger RNA from Paramecium sonneborni, 991 nucleotides. NCBI's taxonomy places the organism in Eukaryota, Ciliophora, Oligohymenophorea, Peniculida, Parameciidae. The record is from the annotation of a GenBank genome assembly.